Molecule: messenger RNA, 1533 nt
Organism: Carassius gibelio (silver crucian carp)
Lineage: Eukaryota; Metazoa; Chordata; Actinopteri; Cypriniformes; Cyprinidae
Product: free fatty acid receptor 3-like
Exons: 2
Coding region: 179-1162 (327 amino acids)
Biological process (GO): G protein-coupled receptor signaling pathway; cellular response to fatty acid
Cellular component (GO): plasma membrane
Molecular function (GO): G protein-coupled receptor activity
Source: RefSeq, a predicted model, not a curated record
AAAUUCACUUCCUUGAGAAAAUGAAAAAUGUCUCGCUUUCCUGUUUUGUCAUCGUAGGUGCAGCAUGUGUCAAAGUGACAUAAUGAGAAAAAGCUUUAAAGGCUCCAGGAGCAUCACAUCACGUCUGAAUCUGUGGUGUGGACUGAUUCUUUAAGAGUGUUCAUUGCAUCUAGUGACCAUGACGUUGACAGUGGGUCUCAGUAAAGUUGUUUUAGUGGUCUACGGAUUCACACUGAUCACAGGCCUUCCCGCCAACAUUUUGGCUUUCUACACCUUCUUUAAGAAGGUCCGCCAGCGCUCCACCCCGAUGGACGUGCUGUUACUCAGUUUAACCAUCUCUGACCUGAUCUUCCUCCUUUUCCUGCCGUUUCGCAUGGUGGAGGUGGCCAACAUGAAAUGGACUCUUCCUUACUUCCUCUGCCCGCUGUCGGGAUUCAUCUUUUACUCGGUCAUCGCCAACAGCGUCCUUCACCUGACGGCCAUCAGCGUGGAGCGCUUCCUGGGUGUGGCUUUCCCCAUUAAAUACAAGCUCAAACGCAACCCCAGAAGUGCAGGGAUUGCCUGCAUCAUAUUCUCGGUGGUGUCAAUGGGACACUGCAGUAUCAUCUACAUCAUGCAAUACCACAACCAUUUCAACCCCAACAUCAGUGAUCCAUCCAAACGUAACACCUGCUAUGAAGAAUUCACUGAUGAACAACUGAAGAUCCUCCUACCGUUUCGACUGGAGCUUUCUGUUGUCUUCUUCCUCAUCCCUUUCAUCAUCUGCUGCUUCUGCUACAUCCAAUGCAUCCGCAUACUUUCCCGGCUAUCCAAUGUUAACGUCAAGAAGCGGUAUAGAGCCAUCGGGAUGGCGUUGGGCACGCUUCUGGUCUUCAUUAUCUGUUUCAUGCCCUUCAACAUCUCACAUUGGGAGGGAUUCAUAAGCGGCCAAAGCUCUAAAUGGAGACAACCUGCUUUACUCACCAGCACGCUGAAUGCAUGUCUCGACCCUUUCAUUUUCUACUUCUCUUCUUCCGCACUCAGAGGGACUUUCAAGAAGGUUUUGCAGGGACUGGCAGCGCGUUUUCUCCUUCCUUGCUGCCGCUCAGCUCUCUACUGCCCAUUAUUCAACCGUGGCAAACCAGACGAGCGAACGCAGAGCACUGAUGACAGCAUCCGCUAACAUUUCAAGUCAGUUUUUGCAUUGAAUAAUCUGCCUGCAUGUGCAUCAUCAAUACAUAUGAUUCAGCCCAAAGCCGAUUGAUAAUAAUAAUUCUGAUGCACCACCAUGACCCAAUGCUUUAUGGAUAGACGACCAGCAUAGAAAUGCUUCCAGCAUUAUUGCAUGACUAUUUAACCUACACCUUUGCAGCAGCUGUUUCGCACACAAUGAAAUGAAGAGCAUGAGUGUACAAAUUUGCAGUGCAAAAAGCAAUUGUAUCCGAACUAAUAUGCAGCAUUGACUAACAGCAAUGCUAUAAAUAUAAUCAAAACAACUUUGUAAAACAAAGUUUUGUUGCUACUAAUAUUUUAAUAAAAGAAACUCAAAAUUAA